Messenger RNA from Hyaena hyaena (striped hyena), 876 nucleotides. RefSeq names its product vomeronasal type-1 receptor 2-like. The record is from RefSeq and is a predicted model, not a curated record. Gene Ontology annotation, biological process: G protein-coupled receptor signaling pathway. Gene Ontology annotation, cellular component: membrane. Gene Ontology annotation, molecular function: pheromone receptor activity. NCBI's taxonomy places the organism in Eukaryota, Metazoa, Chordata, Mammalia, Carnivora, Hyaenidae. The annotation marks the transcript as partial. The transcript has 3 exons.
CUCGAACCCACUUUAUUCCAGAUAGUUGUUGGAGUCCUGGGAAACUUCUGGCUCUUCUAUCAUUUUACGUCCCUUUGCCUCAGGGGAUACGGGGCAAAGUCCACGGCCUUGAUUCUCAGACACUUGACUUUAGCCAAUUCCUUGGUCAUUCUCUCGCGAGGAAUCCCAGAGACCAUGGCAGCUUUUGAGCUGAAAUCUUUCCUCAAUGACUUUGGAUGCAAAGUUGUUUUCUUUGUUCACAGAGUGGCCCGGGGUGUGUCCAUUGACAGCACCUGCCUCUUGAGUAUCUUCCAGGCCAUUACCAUCAAUCCCUGGAACUCCAGAUGGGCAGUGCUUAAAGGGAAAGCUCCUGAAUACAUUGGCCCCUCAAAUAUCCUCUGCUGGAUCCUGAACAUAAUACUCAAUAUUAUGGUUCCUGUGUGUGUGACUGACAAAUGGAACAAUAAAAACGCUUCAAGAACUAUGGACUUAGGAUACUGUACUUCUGAACUGCAUGACAAAGACACAGUUUUACUAUACAUGAUAGUGAUAUCUGCCCAUGACGUUUUCUGCUUGGGGCUCAUAACUUGGGCCAGUGUGUUCAUGGUUUCCAUCUUGUACAGGCACAGGCAGCAGGUCCAACACAUUCAUAGGACCCAAGUGUCCCCCACAGCCUCCCCUGAGAUCAGAGCCACUCAAAGCAUCCUUUUCCUGGUGAGCACCUUCGUGUCUUUUUACACCCUGUCCUCCAUAAUUCACAUUUAUUUUUCUAUUGUUUAUAAGCCCAGCUGGUGGCUGAUGAACACUUCUGCCUUAAUCAAUUCUGGUUUCCCAACUGCCUACCCCUUUAUUCUCCUGAGUCACAACCACCGUCGUAAUGCAAGUGUCCUGAGGUGA